AUGCAGGCCACUGUAAUAAGUGUCCAGAAGAUCAACAAUCAAACAAGGAUGGAAAUCAAUGCAUUCCCAAGUUAGUGACCUUCCUUUCCUACGAAGAACCCUUGGGCAUCCUUCUAACUUUCUUCACACUUACCUCGACCCUCAUCACAAGCGCAGUUCUUGGAAUCUUCAUUAAAUACCUAGAAACUCCCAUUGUCAAGGCCAACAAUCGGGACCUCUCCUACAUCCUCCUCGCCUCCCUCCUGCUUUCAUUUCUUUCGUCGUUUCUCUUCAUUGGCCAGCCUCAGAAGAUGGUCUGCCUUCUCCGCCAAACUGCCUUCAACAUCAUCUUCUCUGUCGCUGUCUCUUCUGUGCUGGCCAAAACUGUCACUGUGGUGGUGGCCUUCAUGGCUUCAAAGCCUGGGAGCAGGAUGAGGAAGUGGCUGGGGAAGAGCUUGGCCAACUCCAUUGUUCUUUCCUGUUCCAGUAUUCAGGUGGGCAUCUGCACUCUCUGGCUGGGCAUUUUUCCUCCCUUCCCAGACUCUGACAUGAGCUCCCAGUCUGGGCAGAUCGUCCUGCAAUGCAACGAAGGGUCUGUCGCCAUGUUUUACGCUGCCCUGGGCUACAUGGGCUUCCUGGCUGCCGUCUCCUUCACUGUGGCUUUCCUGGCCAGGAAGCUGCCCGGGGCCUUCAAUGAAGCCAAGCUGAUCACCUUCAGCAUGUUGGUGUUCUGCAGCGUUUGGGUGUCCUUUGUGCCCACCUACCUGAGCACCAAGGGGAAGUACAUGGUUGCCGUGCAGAUCUUCUCCAUCUUGGCCUCCAGUGUGGGCUUGCUGGGCUGCAUCUUUCUUCCCAAAUGCUACAUUAUCAUACUGAGGCCUCAUCUGAAUACAAAGGAGCACCUAAUGGUGAAACGUAAAGAUGGCAUUUAAUUUCAUUUCAAGUUUUUGAUGUCUUUUACGCGUAAUAAAACCAAAGUUCUUCUCGUCAGAGCUGAACCCCUUCAGCUGCUAGUCAUAUAUAUUUCUUUUCAUGUACCUCAUUAAAGGAAUUGGUUACAUAUUAUUCUGAGUAUAUGAUGAACAGUAGAUGAAGUCGUCACGGGCGACGCAAUGAAGAGACGAGACGCAGCGAUAUCAUCCGGUGGAGAAAAGCCAGCGGCUAAUCUGCCGAGGUAGC
This is a messenger RNA of Sphaerodactylus townsendi, 1158 nucleotides long. RefSeq names its product vomeronasal type-2 receptor 26-like. Gene Ontology annotation, molecular function: G protein-coupled receptor activity. The annotation marks the transcript as partial. Gene Ontology annotation, cellular component: membrane. The transcript has a single exon. The record is from RefSeq and is a predicted model, not a curated record. Gene Ontology annotation, biological process: G protein-coupled receptor signaling pathway. Lineage: Eukaryota; Metazoa; Chordata; Lepidosauria; Squamata; Sphaerodactylidae.